Danio rerio (zebrafish) is the source of this 376-nucleotide messenger RNA. RefSeq names its product intraflagellar transport 122 homolog (Chlamydomonas) (gene ift122). Gene Ontology annotation, cellular component: cilium. Lineage: Eukaryota; Metazoa; Chordata; Actinopteri; Cypriniformes; Danionidae. The record is from RefSeq and is marked validated. Gene Ontology annotation, biological process: establishment of localization in cell; regulation of smoothened signaling pathway; nervous system development.
GCUGGCAGUACUACCGCUCACUCCUGCCUGACGUCAGCAUCACCAUGUGCCCAUCCUGCUUCCAGAUGUUCCACAGUGAGGACUAUGAGCUGUUGGUUCUUCAGCACAGCUGCUGCCCGUUCUGCCGCAGACCCAUCGACGAGUCCUGCUAACACACACUCAUGUUUACCGCGGUGUGAUCAUCAGUCCUGCUAACACACACUCAUGUUUACCGCGGUGUGAUCCACCCUGAGCCGCUGUAAAGCCGUCAGUAAAUGCCAGCUCAGCACAGCUCUGAUAGGAUUACACAGAUCAACACAAAGCAGAUUGCAGCGAUGCUGCACACACACACACACACACACACACACACACACACACACACACAGAUUAUCAGACU